Messenger RNA from Prorocentrum cordatum, 856 nucleotides. NCBI's taxonomy places the organism in Eukaryota, Dinophyceae, Prorocentrales, Prorocentraceae. The record is from the annotation of a GenBank genome assembly.
AUGUUCCAAGCGGAUGGCUGGACUUGCGGGUUCUGGGUGGCGAGGUGGGUCGGGCGCGCCUUGCGCGAGAUCCGGGGCGAGGGCCGCAAGCCGCCCAUCGGCGUCACCCGGGCGUGCGCCCGAGGCAACGAGUGGAUCCAGAAGCUGCAGGACGCGAGCGACAACCACUUCGCCACGGCCAAGGCCAAGGCCAAGGCCAGGAGCAAGGGCAAGGCCAAGCCACCGAGUGACCCGACAGCGCCAGAGCCCAAGUACGGCAGCCUCGAGGAGGCACUGGUUGCAGCGCUAACGUGCGCGAAGUGCCUCCCGUGCAAGGACGGCUCCACAGGAUGCCGAGCCUGCAUGGGCGAGUGGUUUGAACAUAUGCGCAAGAGAAGUUUCUUGGCGAGAGCCGUCAAGCGGUGGCGACAGCGGCCAACAGGCCACCCGGCCUCUGCCGCCUGGCCGCCUGCCCGCGAGGAAGCGUGCCGGGUGCAGCCCUUUGAGGCUGCAGGCGCCCGCUGCGAGGGCCAAGCCCAGCCGACGGGUCUUGCCGAGAGACGGGCGAGGAAAACGAGGAGGGGGGCCCGUUUGUCCCGGCUAGAAGGGAGGAGGGAGGCAGCGUACGAGAGGCGAGGGGUCGUGCGCAGCCAAGCACACAUCCGAUCACACCCGCAGGGUAUUUGAAACAGGCAUCAGGUCAAAGCAUACUGAGACCUGUACGCUCGGAUCUUUGUAGCGGCGGCUUGCCUUCAGAAGAAGAAGUCCGAAGGGCUUGAACGGCCGCCAAGAUGUUGCAGCGAGAGAAGCCUGAGCUACGAAAGCCAAGUAGCCCCACCGAGGCUGCGGCGUUCUGAUCGCACUCCUGUCCCUCCCG